Mesocricetus auratus (golden hamster) is the source of this 2544-nucleotide messenger RNA. It is a transcript of the gene Cct6a, whose product is annotated as chaperonin containing TCP1 subunit 6A. Bases 404 to 1999 code for a protein of 531 amino acids. Gene Ontology annotation, biological process: protein folding. The record is from RefSeq and is a predicted model, not a curated record. Gene Ontology annotation, cellular component: chaperonin-containing T-complex. The transcript has 14 exons. Gene Ontology annotation, molecular function: ATP-dependent protein folding chaperone; ATP hydrolysis activity; ATP binding. NCBI's taxonomy places the organism in Eukaryota, Metazoa, Chordata, Mammalia, Rodentia, Cricetidae.
GCCUCUGCUUCCUGUCACACCCAGACGAGUGCUGAGGCUGAAGCAUCCUUCACACACGACCUAAAGGACUUCGCUGCACAGCAGGCCACACAACCUCCACGAUUCGGUCCUUAAGACGCGGAUCAGCAACAACGUGCGGGCGACGGAAACGGAACCUUAAGAUUCGGAGUGCCGAUUGCCAGAGAACAAGUUUCCCGGAUGCGCCAAGACGCCGCAACCGGGCGUGGCGGGCGGAGCCUCGAGAGACUAGCGUCCGUCCCAGCCAAUCAGCGAGCACCGGCGGAGCCGUAGUCCAAUGGAGGUGCCCUGUGGGCACGCCGGGGGCGGGCCAGCUGCGUAAGACUUUUCGAGAAGACCCGCAUAGAGCACGUUGUUCUCGGCCUCUCCCUGAGCUAGGCCGGCCAUGGCGGCGGUGAAGAGCCUAAACCCUAAAGCCGAGGUGGCCCGGGCGCAGGCAGCGUUGGCGGUGAACAUCAGCGCAGCACGGGGCCUGCAGGAUGUGCUGAGGACCAACUUGGGGCCUAAGGGCACCAUGAAGAUGCUUGUUUCUGGUGCUGGAGACAUCAAGCUUACUAAAGAUGGCAAUGUGCUGCUCCAUGAAAUGCAAAUUCAACACCCAACCGCCUCUUUAAUAGCAAAAGUAGCUACAGCCCAGGAUGACAUAACUGGUGAUGGUACUACAUCCAAUGUCCUUAUCAUUGGGGAGCUGCUAAAACAGGCAGACCUCUACAUUUCCGAGGGUCUUCAUCCCAGGAUAAUAACUGAAGGUUUUGAAGCUGCAAAGGAAAAAGCACUCCAGUUUUUGGAACAAGUCAAAGUAAGCAAAGAGAUGGACAGAGAAACACUCAUCGAUGUGGCCAGAACAUCUCUUCGAACUAAAGUUCAUGCUGAACUUGCGGAUGUCUUAACAGAGGCCGUAGUGGACUCCAUUUUGGCUAUUAAGAAAGCAGAUGAACCCAUUGACCUCUUCAUGGUUGAGAUCAUGGAGAUGAAACAUAAAUCUGAAACUGAUACAAGCUUAAUCAGAGGGCUUGUUUUGGAUCAUGGAGCACGGCAUCCUGAUAUGAAGAAAAGAGUAGAAAAUGCCUACAUCCUCACAUGCAACGUGUCCUUGGAAUAUGAGAAAACAGAAGUGAAUUCUGGGUUUUUUUACAAGAGUGCAGAAGAGCGAGAAAAACUAGUAAAGGCUGAAAGAAAAUUCAUUGAAGAUAGAGUUAAAAAGAUAGUAGAACUGAAGAAGAAAGUCUGUGGUGAUUCAGAUAAAGGAUUUGUUGUUGUUAACCAAAAGGGGAUUGAUCCCUUUUCCUUGGAUGCCCUUGCAAAAGAAGGCAUUGUGGCUCUGCGCAGGGCCAAGAGGAGAAACAUGGAGAGGCUGACGCUUGCUUGUGGUGGUAUAGCUCUAAAUUCCUUAGAUGACCUGAAUCCUGACUGUUUGGGACAUGCAGGUCUUGUCUAUGAGUAUACGCUGGGCGAAGAGAAAUUCACCUUUAUUGAGAAAUGUAACAAUCCCCGUUCUGUCACAUUACUGGUUAAAGGACCGAACAAGCACACACUGACUCAAAUCAAGGAUGCGAUAAGAGAUGGCUUGAGGGCUGUCAAGAACGCUAUUGAUGAUGGCUGUAUUGUCCCAGGCGCUGGUGCAAUAGAAGUGGCAAUGGCUGAAGCUCUGAUUAAAUACAAGCCCAGCGUGAAAGGCAGGGCUCAGCUUGGAGUCCAGGCAUUUGCAGAUGCCUUGCUCAUUAUUCCCAAGGUUCUUGCACAGAACUCUGGUUUUGACCUUCAGGAAACAUUAGUUAAAGUUCAAGCUGAACAUUCAGAAUCGGGUCAACUUGUUGGUGUGGACUUGAACACAGGGGAGCCAAUGGUAGCGGCAGAGAGGGGUGUGUGGGAUAACUACUGUGUGAAGAAGCAGCUGCUUCACUCCUGUACUGUGAUUGCCACCAACAUUCUCCUGGUUGACGAGAUCAUGAGAGCGGGAAUGUCCUCUCUGAAAGGCUGAGGAAGCCCCUUGUCACUGCAUCUGUAGUACUACAGAAUGGUGUGGAGAAAUGGUCGUUUUUGUCCAAAUGAUUUGGAAAAGAAUUUCCUCUUCCCGGUUGAAGAAAAGGAACAAGACAUUUGCAUCUAUUCAAAUUAUAAUACUGAAAAAAAAGCUGCGCUGAGUGUAUGCUUAUGCUCAUAAAGAGAGUCCUUUUUAAUCCACUGAACAUGUUUUAGCUACAGCAACACAAAAAAUUACAUAUUAAGAUGAACGUGUUGUCUACCUUGUUCCUUAAAUGUUCUUCAAAAAAUUGUGAUGGUUUUUUUUCUUAACAGCAUGGUGGUGCUUGUCUGUAAGCCUAGAACUGUGGAAAAAGGGUUCAGAAGUUCUGUCCCACACAGGCUACAGGAGACCCUUGAGCUCAAAAGAAUUUUUUCCCUCAUGUUUGUAUUUUAAAUUAGACAGCUAACUCCCUGUUAAACACGUAGGAUUCUUGCAAGUGCAAAACACAUCUGGGUAAUUUAUGGUUUUCAUGGUGUCUCUAAUAAAUACUUAAAAGUGUA